CGCAUGCGCACUGCGCCCAACAUGUCAGCUAGCGAUACACACAGCAUGAGAGGGCACACGAUGAUGCUGAGCUUUAAAACAGAACAUUUAAUAGGAAUAUAGCUGGUGUCAGUACUUCCGUGGCUCCGAAUACUGAGAAUAGAAUUUGUUAAUUUAUAAAUUAGACAAAAUGUUUCGGCAGACGAGGGCGGUGCUUCAGAAAUUUCGCUGUGUUCGUGUUAAUGGACAACAGCAGACAUGGAGGCUGAAAAGCACGUCAGCAAGAGAGAAGGCCCUUCUGUACCAGCCAGGACAAAAACUACAUGGGUUUAUAGUCAGAGAGGUGGUAGCAGUCCCAGACGUGUGUCUCACGGCAGUAAAGCUGGCUCAUGAGCACACUGGAGCUCAGUAUUUGCACGCAGCCAGAGAUGACUCAAAUAAUCUCUUCAGUGUCCAGUUUAGGACAACCCCCCUGGACAGCACCGGGGUUCCCCACAUCCUGGAGCAUACGGUCCUGUGUGGAUCCAGGAAGUAUCCUUGUCGGGACCCCUUCUUCAAGAUGCUCAACCGGUCCCUGUCUACGUUUAUGAACGCCUUCACAGCCAGUGACUACACCAUGUACCCGUUCUCCACCCAGAACGGAAAAGACUUUCAGAACCUUCUGUCGGUUUAUCUGGAUGCAGUUUUCUUCCCGUGUUUACGAGAGCAGGAUUUCUGGCAGGAAGGCUGGAGGCUGGAGAACGAAGAUCCCACUGAUUACAAGUCUCCUCUUGUCUUCAAAGGCGUGGUGUUUAACGAAAUGAAAGGAGUGUUUUCGGACAAUGAGCGUUUGUUCGCCCAACACCUUCAGAACAAACUCUACCCAAAUCACACCUACUCUGUGGUGUCGGGGGGAGAGCCUCUGGCAAUCCCAGAUCUGACCUGGGAACAGCUGAAACACUUCCACGCCACACACUACCAUCCCAGCAAUGCUAGGUUCUUUACUUAUGGAGAUUUGCCGUUGGAGAAUCAUCUGGAGCAAAUUCAAGAAGAAGCUCUGUGCCAGUUUGAGCGCAUCGACCCGAACACAGAGGUCCCCCCUCAGCCUCGCUGGACCAGCCCAAGAGAGGACCAUGUGACCUGCAGCCCUGAUGCUCUGGCUCCUGAUCAAAGCAAACAGAACACGCUGUGUGUGAGCUACCUGCUGGGAGACAUCACCGAUACGUUUGAAGGAUUCACUCUCAGCCUGCUGUCCUCGCUGAUGGUCUCUGGACCAAACUCUCCCUUCUAUAAGUCUCUCAUCGAACCCAAGAUUGGCAGCGACUUCUCCUCUGUGGUUGGGUACGACGGAAGCACCAAAGAGGCGUCGUUCAGCAUCGGGCUGCAGGGGAUGGCUGAGGAGGACACGGAGAGGGUCAAACGCAUCAUCAGCCAAACCAUCGAUGAAAUCAUACAGAAUGGCUUUGAGAGUGAGAGGAUCGAGGCUCUUCUCCAUAAAAUUGAGAUUCAAAUGAAACAUCAGUCGACCAACUUUGGCCUGGCCCUGGCCUCGUACAUAGCUUCAUCCUGGAACCACGGCGGCGACCCGGUGGAGCUGCUGAAAAUCAGCGACAGCGUCGCCAAGUUCAGGCAGGCUCUGAAAGAAAACCCUCGCUUCCUCCAGGACAAGGUCAAAUUCUAUUUGAAGGAGAACACGCAUCAGCUGACCCUGAAGAUGAGCCCAGACGAGGACUACAUGGGCAAACAAACCCAGGCUGAAGAGAUAAAACUUCAGGAAAAGAUUCAACUUCUCUCUGACGGCGACAAAAAACAGAUUUAUGAGAAAGGUUUGGAGCUGCUGGAAGCUCAAAGUAAAACUCAGGAUGCUUCCUGUCUGCCGGCUCUCAGAGUGUCCGACAUCGAGCCAGCCAUUCCCAUCACUCCUGUUCAGAUGAGCUCUGCAGGUGACGUUCCGGUUCAGCUCUGUGAACAACCCACCAACGGUCUGGUGUACUUCAGGGCCGUGUGCAGUCUCAACACGCUGCCGGAGGACCUCAGGGCUUACGUCCCGCUCUUCUGCAGCAUCAUCACUAAGAUGGGUUGUGGAGAUCUGGACUACAGGCAACAGGCCCAGCAGAUGGAGCUGAGGACAGGGGGGAUGUCCGUGUCCCCCCUGGUCGUCCCUGACUCCACCCAAAUGGACACAUUUGAGCAGGGCAUCCUUUUAUCCUCCUCCUGCCUGGAAAGGAACCUUCCUCACAUGUUUCAUCUGUGGAGCAACAUAUUCAAUAAUCCCCACUUUCACGACGAGGAGCGCCUGAGAGUGCUGGUGAUGAUGUCAGCCCAGGAGCUGGCCAAUGGCAUCUCCUACUCUGGUCACAUGUACGCCAUGACACGGGCGAGCCGGCACCUGACCCUGACGGGAGUCCUCCAGGAGACCUUUGAUGGGAUGGAACAGGUGAAGUUCAUGAAGAGGAUGGCUGAGAUGCCAGAUCUCUCUCAGGUCAUCCGAACUUUACCCAGAAUCAAGAAACACCUUCUGAACCCGGAACACAUGAGAUGUGCCAUCAAUGCAACGCCUCAGAUAAUGUCUGAGUCCGCAGCACAGCUGGAGAGUUUCAUGCAGGACGUAGCUGAAACCAAAAGAGAACGCAAACCUGUGAGGACAAACAUUAUCAAGAAACCGCUGGACCCUCAGGGGAAGUCUGGCGCCAGUAGAAAACUCGUAACCGAGCCAAACUUCCAGCCGUGUCAGAUGAAAACAUUCUUCCAGAUGCCGUUUCCUGUGAACUUCGUCAGCGAGAGCAUCCGUGCGGUCCCGUUCUGCCACCAGGAUUACGCCAGUUUGUGCAUCUUGGCGAGGAUGAUGACGGCAAAGUUCCUCCAUGGAGAAAUCCGUGAGAAGGGUGGAGCCUAUGGGGGCGGAGCCAAAAUGGGAGGAGGGGGCGUGUUCUCCUUUUACUCCUACAGGGAUCCAAACUCGGUGCAGACGUUAUCUGCCUUCCGUAAAGGUGUCGACUGGGUCAAGUCAGGCCAGUUCACUCAGCAGGACAUCGACGAAGCCAAACUGUCGGUGUUCUCGGCCGUGGACUCUCCUGUGUCCCCCUCAGACAAAGGAAUGGGUCUUUUCCUCAGCGGGCUCUCCGAUGAGAUGAAGCAGAACCACAGAGAAAAACUCUUCGCUGUUGAUCAUAAAGGCUUAGUGGACGUGGCUGAAAGGUACCUCAGUGUUGGUCAGAGGACAUGUGGCGUCGCCAUCCUGGGUCCAGAGAACGAUGCGAUCAAAAAGGAUCCCUCAUGGAUCUUGAAAUAAUAUUUCUUAGGUAUUUUAAAACUGAAAACCUCUCAGACUUGACAACCAAACACAAAUGCUCGAAUGAUUUUAAAUGUUGGUGAGAGAGGCUGAAACGCACAAGCUGCACACACAGAAGGAGACCUGGUCACUGUUGUGUAUUCCGCUAUGUACAUACCCAUGAAGAUACCUCAGUUUAUGAUAUUAAUACAGAAGUGUUGAUCAAAAAGGAUGUUUUAGCAUCUGUUGUUUACUAAAUGGGUCAAAGGCACCUUCACACCACAGUACUGUUAAAAUCACACGUAUUAAACCGUGUCUGCGCUUCUUUUAUCCCGUUUCACAACUUGAAAUAAAAAGACAAAUUUUCUUUUGGAGCCAAAAAGACAAA
Molecule: messenger RNA, 3617 nt
Organism: Nothobranchius furzeri (turquoise killifish)
Lineage: Eukaryota; Metazoa; Chordata; Actinopteri; Cyprinodontiformes; Nothobranchiidae
Gene: pitrm1
Product: pitrilysin metallopeptidase 1
Biological process (GO): protein processing
Cellular component (GO): mitochondrial matrix
Molecular function (GO): metal ion binding; metalloendopeptidase activity
Source: RefSeq, a predicted model, not a curated record